AUGGCCUCUUCGACUAUGGCCCCCCAGAGAAACGAGCCAAUCGCAAUCGUUGGCAGCGGUUGCAGGUUUCCAGGAGGUGCCAGCUCACCUUCCAAACUAUGGGAGCUGCUUCGAGAACCUCGCGAUGUACUUUGCGAAAUCCCUCCGAGCCGCUUUGAUGUUAACGGGUUUCAUCAUACGGAUUCCCAGUUUCCCGGUCGUACCAAUGUCAAACAUUCCUAUCUGCUUCAGGAGGACGUCGCCAAGUUCGAUGCCCAGUUCUUCAAUAUCACAGCGUCAGAAGCAGUGGCUAUGGACCCUCAGCAGCGUCUUCUCCUCGAGACCGUAUACGAGGGGUUGGAAGGUGCUGGCUUGACAAUUGAAGGCCUCAAAGGCUCCAACACGGGCGUUUACGUCGGUGUUAUGUACGUCGACUACGAGUCUCUGCAGUUUCGCGACUUGCAGCACGUUCCAACAUACCUUGCUAUCGGCACCGCUCGUAGUAUCGUUUCCAACAGGAUAUCGUACUUCUUCGACUGGCACGGACCCUCACUGACUGUUGACACCGCAUGCUCUUCAAGUUUGGUCGCCGUGCAUCAAGCCGUACAGGCUCUGCGUUCCGGAGAGGUCCGCGUUGCAUUAGCGGCAGGAAGCAAUCUCCUGCUCGGCCCAGAGCCAUACAUCCACGAGAGUAAGCUGAAAAUGCUCUCUCCUGACGGCCGAUCUCGCAUGUGGGACCAGGGCGCCAAUGGUUAUGCCCGUGGCGACGGUGUUGCCGCUGUGGUUCUCAAGACGCUGAGUGCCGCAUUGGCGGACGGAGACCAUAUCGAAGCCAUCAUCCGCGAGACCGGUGUGAACCAAGAUGGUCGCAGUCGCGGUAUUACGAUGCCCAGUGCAGCGGCGCAGGCGUCGCUAAUCCGCGCCACGUAUGCCAAGGCAGGACUCGACCCGGAGUCGAAGACAGAUCGAUGCCAGUAUUUCGAAGCUCAUGGCACAGGUACGCCGGCAGGCGACCCGGUGGAGGCCGAGGCCGUGCACACGGCGUUUUUCGGGAACGGAAACCUUGAUGCGGACCGCCUCCUCGUCGGAUCCGUAAAGACCAUCAUCGGCCACACAGAAAGCACCGCUGGCCUAGCUGGUAUACUCAAGGUCGUGCAAGCUAUGCAACAUGGUUUUGUCCCGCCAAACAUGCUGUUGGAGAAUCUCAACCCGAACGUGCUCCCUUUCUACCGCCACUUGCAGAUCCCUCAGGAGCUCACCCCAUGGCCGCAGCCUCCGCCAGGGCAAAGCCGGCGCGCUAGCGUGAACAGCUUCGGAUUUGGUGGAACCAAUGCGCACAUUAUACUCGAAAGCUUUGAGCCGUCCGACUCUCCAAGAGACGGCGAGGCUCAAGCAGUCGCACCUUUCCUCUUCUCAGCGCAGUCGAAGCAAUCACUUCUGUCCAGUCUCGCCGUCCAUGCUCAAUACUUGGAGCGGCAUCCCGACACCAGUCCUACGGACCUUGCUUGGACUUUACGGUCACGCCGCUCUCGUCUCCCCUUACGGCUUGCGUUGCCUGCGUCAACUAUUGAGGUCCUUCAGACCAAUCUGAAGGGGAUAAUUGGCAACAGCAACUUCCAGCUCGACUCGAAGGCCGCCGGUACGAGCACCAAGGAGGCCCGCCUUCUGGGUGUGUUCACUGGUCAAGGUGCGCAGUGGGCUCGCAUGGGCGCCGAGAUCAUCGAGACCUCCAAGUACGCAGCUGACUUGCUGGCCACCAUGGAUGACGCCCUGGCACAACUACCUGAGGCGGAUCGCCCGUCUUGGACUUUGAAAGAGCAGCUACUCGCCGAUGCGAAGUCGAGCCAGGUUGGCAGCGCUUUUGUUGCGCAACCUCUGUGCACUGCUGUUCAGAUCAUACUCGUUGAGCUUCUUCGCCAAUGCGGCGUAAACUUCGCCGCCGUCGUUGGACAUUCUUCGGGCGAGAUCGGUGCCGCGUUCGCUGCCGGGGCGCUUUCUUCUGUUGACGCUAUCCGCAUUGCUUAUUAUCGUGGUCUGCAUUCUCGCCUAGCUGGCGGUAAUGAUGGAAUUCAAGGCGCUAUGCUUGCGGUCGGGACAACUUUGGAAGAUGCCGAAUCCAUCUGCAACGACGAGUACUUCUCAGGCAGAGUCAAGGUUGCCGCGUGCAACUCUGCCUCCAGCAUCACCAUCUCUGGGGAUGAAGAUGCGAUCGUGGAGAUGAUUGACAUUUUCGAAGACGAAAGCAAGUUCGUGCGACGUCUUCGUGUGGACAAGGCUUAUCAUUCGCACCACAUGAUCCCUUGUUCACAGCCAUAUCUGGAGUCUAUGAAGCCUUUCUCUAUUCAGAUGAAGCAAUCUGAGUCGAACUGUGUUUGGAUCUCCAGUGUCCGCCCUGACCAGUCUCUGGACGAGUCAAACAACCUCGAUGCCUCAUACUGGGUGGACAACCUGUUAUCACCCGUACUAUUCAUGCAAGCAGUCGAAAAAGCCAUGGAGCUUGGGCCCUUCGACGCUGCGAUUGAAGUCGGCCCACACCCCGCUUUGAAGGGGCCUGUGAUGGAUACGCUUCGCGACCAGAAGGUUGACAUUCCAUACACGGGACUACUCCAACGCAACACCAACGCUAUCCAGAGUGUUUCAUCUGCCAUCGGAUAUGUAUGGACGCACGUCGACAAUCUCAUCAUCGACUUUGACCGCUACGAAUCCGCGUUGGGUGGCCCGAAGUUGCACCGUUUCAUCUCGGAUCUGCCAACAUAUCAGUGGAAUCAUAUUCAAGGGUAUUGGCAUGAAUCUAACCUUUCACGAAACCUACGCACAAGGAGUCAACCAGUUCAUCAGCUUCUCGGCGACUUACAGCCCCAGAGCUCAGCACAUCAGGUUACAUGGAAGGCAAUUUUACGCCCUCAUGAUCUUCCGUGGGUUCAUCAUCAUAGGAUCCAGGGCCAAACGGUCUUUCCGGCAGCUGCAUAUGCCGCCACGGCGUUUGAAACGAUCCCUUUCCUGGCAGAUGAAACUCCCAUUCAGCUCAUAGAGAUUAAGGACCUGGUCAUCCACCAGGCUUUGGUGUUUGGAAACGACGAACAAGAGUCUGGCAUCGAGGUCCGAUCCGUGGUUAGCAACAUCAGCCGAGAAAACCCCGAUAUCAUCACAGCUCAUUUCACGUAUGAGGCGUGCAUUGGAUCGCAGCAGGAUUUCCAGCUUGUGGCCAGCUGCCAGAUAUUCGUUUUCAUAGGCGAGGCGUCUCCGGAGACGCUACCGGCAACGGCAUGCAUCGAGCCUUACAUGGUUGACGUGGAUACCGAGCUCGCAUAUUCCUCCCUGAACGAUGUUGGCUAUGGAUACACUGGUCCCUUCAAAGCCCUUUCUGGCUUGAAAAGGAAGCUUGGAAAAGCGUCCGGUUCCCUUGCCUUGACGACCCCCGAGCCCAGCGAAGAUGUUCUCAUCAUCCAUCCUGCGGUUUUGGACGCAGCUUUCCACUCAAUCAUCUUGACUUUCAGCUACCCUAAGGAUGGUAGGCUGUGGAGUCUGCAUCUCCCAACCCGCAUUGACAGGAUUAGGGUCAACCCCUCCCUAUGUGGACGUCACUGGUUGGGUGCUGCUCAAGUGCCAUUUGUUGCGUCCAUGUCCGAUGAAGCGGAGUCCCGAGACACCUCCGGGUUCCAAGGCGAUGUCGAUAUCCACGCCUACAAUGGAGAGCACACCGCUGUUCAAGUGGAAGGACUCCACGUUGUCCCUUUUACUCCUGCAUCCUCGGCCGACGACCAACAGCAGUUUUACGCAACGCACUGGGUCCAUUCCGAGCCUAACGCCGACAUUCCCGGCACGUAUGAAGCCUCGGUGCAAGACAAGGAAAUGGCAACCAUCCUUGAACGUGGCAGCUAUUUCUACCUCCGACAAUUGGAGCACCAAGUCCCAGAAGACCAUCUUGGGCGAUCUGACAUAUACAAUGCAGCUUAUCUGUCUUUUGCUUCUCACACACACAACCUCGUUCAGCAAGGCAAGCAUCGCUAUGCGAAAAAGGAGUGGCUCAAUGACACACUGGAGGAUAUUCUUGCUCUCUCUGAGCCGUUCUCGGAUCAACCCGAGAUCAAGGCUAUGCACAUCGUGGGAGAACAGAUGCCGCGUGCCAUUCUGGGAGAGACCACCAUGCUUGAGCACUUGAUGAACAACGGGCUACUGGCUGACUAUUACGCACAAGCCCGAAGUAUCACCCGAGGCACCAACCUCCUGGCUGAGACUGUGGUGCAAAUUUUGCAGCGGUAUCCCGAAAGCAAAAUCCUAGAAGUCGGCGCGGGUACUGGUCAGGCGACUAGAGAGAUUCUCAAGCGCGUUGACGAUAACUUCUCGACUUACACAUUCACGGAUGUAUCGGCGGCAUUCUUUGACAAGGCCGAGGCAGAGUUCGAGCAGUUUGAGGACAGAAUGCUCUACAAUGUUUUGGACCUCGAGCAAGAUAUGAAAACGCAAGGCUUCGAGGAGCAUUCCUACGACAUUGUGGUUGCCUCCUUCGUACUGCACGCUACGAAAAGCAUCGAGCAAACUGUGCGUCGGGUGCGAUCGCUCCUGAAGCCAGGCGGCUACCUCGUCCUUUACGAAGUGACGAACACCGAUAUCAUUCGUGGUACCGCCUUGUUCGGAUGUCUCCCUGGAUGGUGGCAGGGCAUAGAUGAAGGCAGAACCCUGGGCGCUUGCGUGUCUGAGUCUAAGUGGGAUGCCGUUUUGCGUAAGACCGGUUUCUCAGGAGUUGACACUAUGACGCCCGUCAAGGACGCGUUGUCUCUACCCAACUCCGUCAUGGUCUCACAGGCGGUCGAUGACUGGGUUGAGUUCAUUCGGGAACCCCUUUUGGCGUCUCCCUCACUUUUCGUGGGACAGUCCGUCAUCCAGCAUCUUUUCAUCAUUGGCGGGACCACUUUGCGCGUUUCUCGUUUGGUGCAGGAUAUUCGAAAGCUCAUCCACGCUUUCUGUGAAGACAUUACGGCGGUUGAAUCUCUAGAGAGACUCGAAGACUUCGAGAUCGACGAGAAGGCCACCGUCCUUGUUCUGGAGGAUCUCGAUCAUCCUGUCUUCAAAGACAUCACGGCGGCACGCUGGGAUGGUCUCAAGAACCUCUUCGGGUCUGAGAAGUCCAUUGCCUGGGUCACCCAAGAUCGCAUGAUCGACAACCCCUUUGGCAAUAUGGGAGUUGGAUUUGCGCGAUCGGCACUCUGGGAGAUCCCGGAGAUUCGCUACCAGUUCAUCGACUUUCAGGACGCGCACCGAAUCGACGCGAGGGCAUUGGUGGAAGCCGUACUACGCUUUCAGAUGUCUGGGUCUGUCCAGGAACAGAGUCAACGCAAAUCGCUAUGGUCGGUCGAGUCCGAGAUCGUCAUCGACUCAGACGGACGCCAGCUGGUUCCUCGGAUAAGACCCGUUGGCACUGCUAAUGAUCGCUACAAUUCGGCGCGCAGGACAAUCAUCAAGGAUGCCCAGACUCGGAGCUCCCAUAUCACCAUUGAGAAUGUGAACGAUCAAUAUGCCGUUGUCGAGCGGUCUCCACUGAUCAGUAGCUGUGGCGAUAGCAGCGCAGUGACUUUGAACUUGACGCAUUCAAGCUUGCAAGCCAUCAAGACUGAUCUUGGCGACGCGUUUUUGGUAUUGGGAAGCUGCGCAACAAAUGGUACUCAGUACCUAGGCCUUUGGGACUCUGUUGCGUCGGUCGUCAACAUACCUCAGAGUAGCUUGGUGUCUUGCUCUGUUCCCCUAGAGUCUGCACCGUUGUUCUUGACGGCUGUCGCUACACACCUCCUGAUGCCGGCGCUCACGGGUUCCCUCGUCGAAGGUGAUACUCUACUUGUACACAAUGCCCCUGGGUCAGUGACAGCGCUUCUCAGGAGUCGCCUUAACUCGGCUGGGAUCAAGUUGCUCUGUACAACUUCUUCGAAGCAAGCUGCGGAUCAGACCAACUUGAUUUACGUCGGUCGAUACAUGCGUCAAUCUGAGAUGAGAGCGCUUCUCCCUGCCAACAUCUCGCAAUGCGUCGAUUUCACAACCCGAGACGGAUCCCCAUCGGUCGCUUCCUGCCUGCCAGCUAGCGUCCCUGUAGUCAACAUUUCUUCGCUGUUGCCCGGAACUGCAAAGAUAACUCGAACCCCCGGUAACGAUGUCAAUAGUAUUCUCUCAUCCACGAUAGCUGAGGCACAUUCGGCUCUCGCGAACUGCCUGCAGGAUCACCCAACAGUCAGCCAAGUUAAUCUCCAGGAUGUUAGGAGAAGCAAUGAAGCAGCCGACGCGCUUACAGUUGUUGACUGGGACGCCUCUUCCGUCUCCAUAACUGUCCAACCUGCCACAGCCCAUUUCAAGUCAGAUCGAACUUACUGGUUGGUUGGGUUGUCUGGAGACCUUGGAAUUUCUAUUGCAGACUGGAUGAUUAGAAACGGCGCCAAGUACCUGGUCAUCACCAGCCGUAAUCCCAAGGUCGAUGAGACUUGGCUUAGAACCACGGAAUCCAGGGGCGCAGUGGUUCGCAUCAUCGCCUGCGACCUCACCGACUACGACGCACUCUCGCAGGCGCACCGCGAGAUUUCCGGCACGCUGCCCCCAAUCGCCGGCGUGUAUCAAGGCGCCAUGAUCCUUUUAGAUAUGGCCCUUCGUGAUAUGGGGGUUGAGGACUUCAGCCGUGUUCUCCGUCCCAAAGUUGAUGGCAGUCUGAACCUCGAUCGUGUACUGGGAGAUGAACCACUGGAUUUCUUCAUCUUCUUUUCCUCCGUUGCCACUGUCGCAGGUAACCCGGGCCAGGCAGGCUACACGACCGCCAACCUGUUCAUGAGCGGCAUGGCUCAACAAAGACGCAAGCGUGGUCUGCCGGCGUCAGUCGUGGAGCUGGGCUUGAUCAUGGGUACAGGAUACAUCACCCGCGAGAAGGGCGACGUCCUAACGCGGCCUUCAUUCGAACGAGGACUCUUGACUAUUUCGGAAUACGAUGUCCAUCAGACGUUGGCAGAGGCUAUUCAAUAUGGCCAUCCUGAGUCGGGUGCCGAGUGGCAGAUUUCUAUCGGACUGAGACGGAUGCCGGCCAACGCGCCAAACCGACCGCAGUGGUACAACUAUCCUCAGUUUGCGUGUCUCACGGAGAGGGCCGCGGUUGAGGACACAAGCGCGGCUAACACACAGGCUGGCCCAACUAUCAAAGACCGAUUGGCCUCUGCAACGACGAAGGAUGAUGUUGAGGAAAUUAUCACUGAAUCCUUCAUCGCAGAGAUGCGAAAAAUGCUUCAUCUCAGUGACGAUUACGCCAUCACCCCCGCCGUCCGCACUGACGAGCUUGGUCUUGACUCGCUCGUCGCUGUCAGGAUCCGAUCCUGGUUUCUCAACAACUUCCAGGUGAACAUUCCUGCACUUCGAAUCCUCAAGGGCGAAGCGCUUCAAGGCCUCAUCGACUAUGCCGUGGAAGAGAUUCCAGAGGAGUUGGCACCCAAGUUGUUCUCCCUGCAGUCAGAAGACGACUCAUCAUCCUCUGAAGACUCGUCGCAAAAGUCAGGGACACCGCCGUCUACGGCUCCUGAAACGGAGACUUCAUCCAUCGUCAACGGCGACCUCGGCCUCAAGGAGGAAAAGGAGUUAGGACCACGAGAAGUCCAAAUGGAAAGGUUCGGGCGCUUAUCUUACACCCAGUCAGUAUUCUUGUUCGUGCAUGAGCUCUUGCCUGACAAGACCACUCUGAACAACACAGUUAUGCUCCAUCUUAGUGGAGAAGUACGCAUCCCCGAACUUUCCCGCGCCGUGCGAGCACUGGGAGAGCGCCACGAAUCGCUGCGAAGCUGCAUCUGCGAACACGAUGGCCAACCUAGCCAAGGAGUCAUGAAAACUCCGUCCUUCGGCCUCGAGCACAAGAGGAUAUACACCAAAGACGAACUAUUCAACGAGUACGCUGCUCUUCGUGGCCAUGUAUUCGACUUGAGCCGCGGUCAGACCAGCCGGACGAUCCUGCUAUCAUACUCGCCACGAGAUCAUUACCUUUUGAUGAGCUCGCACCACAUCUUUUUCGAUCGAGCGAGUAACGAUGCCGUCAUGGGCGACUUGGAGCGACUGUACAACGGAGUUCCUCUUGAGCCGAGCCCUCUUCAAUACCUCGACUACUCUGACGAUCAGCAAAGACAAUACUCAUCGGGACAGUGGGACGAGGCUAUCGGCUUCUGGAGUCGGGAGUUUACCACCAUACCCGAUGUUCUGUCGCUUCACCGCAGCCAGAUUUCCGAGCGACGGCCCCUCGAACGUUACGCAUCCCGCAUCCCGGACUUCCGCAUCGACAAGCAGCUCUCGGCCAAGAUUCGACAAGUUGCGAGAAAGUACCGCGCCACGCCGUUCCACUUCCACCUCGCUGCCUUCAAGGUGCUUCUACAUCGAUUCCUCGGCACAACCGAUGUUUGCAUCGGCAUCGCGGAUAGCUGCCGCAGAGACGACCACAUGCGCACCGGCAUCGGUCCGUUUCUCAACAUGCUACCCCUACGGAUGGCCGCUAGCGCGGAGCAACCGUUCCUCGGCGCCUUGGACGAGGCUCGAGAGAAGAGUUUCGCGGUCCUCGCCAACUCAAUCCCUCUCGAAGUUAUUCUGAACGAGCUCCGAGUCUCGCGUCAGGCCACACACACGCCACUGGCACAAGCAUUCAUGAACUACGCCGAGAACGAUCUUGAAGAUGGUCAGACAUUCCUCGGCUGCCGCAUGAAGAUGAUGAAGCAGGAAAUGGCCGAGCUUCCCUACGACAUCACUUUCACUGUCAUCAACAACACUACCGGCGACACGCGCAUACUCCUGAACUUACAGGAGUCCCUAUACACGGAUUCUGACGCGCAAAUCUUGCAGCAUGGAUACGAGGAUAUUCUCCGAGAGUUCGCGAACGCACCGGACCAGACGGUUGGCAAUAAAUGGCACUUCAGACCUGCGGUUCUACAAAAGGCUCUUGCACUAGGACGCGGCACGGAUUUCAACUCCACCUGGCCCGAAACCCUGGUACAUCGAUUCGAAGGCUUCUUUCCAAGCGUCGCGGAGAAAGUAGCCGUCACCGACAGUGCUGGUGCCUCAAUGACCUACGCACAGCUUUCUUCUCGGAUGAGUACGAUUGCAUCCGAGUUGCUCCGCCAAGGUGUGCAACCCGGCUCGAAAGUUGCCGUCUUCCAGCACCCGUCAGUUUGUUGGAUCCCUUCCCUUCUCGCAAUUCUCAGGAUUGGCGCCGUCUAUGUACCGCUCGACGUCAACACUCCCGUCGCCAGACUGUCCUCGAUCGUGCGCGACUGUCAGCCGGCCUCGAUUCUUGUUCACGAGUUCACGAUUGGUGAGGCAGAGAAGCUGGACACUGAACCGAACCAAAUCUUCAUCAACGUGUCAGGUUUGAAAGACACAAGUGAGGAAGCGAUUCCCAACCUCGCUCGGCCAGACGCACCGGCAAUCAUCCUGUACACCAGUGGCUCGACGGGAACCCCGAAGGGAGUCAUCCUACGCCACAGCAGCCUGAAGCACGAGUUCGACCAUUGUGCUGCCACGUAUGGGAUGAAUGAGCAUGAUGUCGUCUUGCAACAGAGCGCAUGGAGCUUCGACUUGUCCGUGACGCAAAUCUUCUUGGCGCUUGGCGUAGGAGCCCAACUGCAUACAGUUUCCCACACCAUGCGUGCAGACUCGCAUGCGAUGGCUGAGCUUAUCCAACGUCAAGGAGUGACGGCCACCUACGCGACUCCAACUGAGUACAAGAGCUGGCUGAGGCGCGAAAGCCAGGACGGAUUACGGUCAUCGGCCUGGCGCCUGGCCCUGGUUGCCGGAGAACCUGUCACGGAGCCGCUUCUCCAACUCUUCCGCGAGGUGGAUCGCGAUGGCCUCCGUCUUUUCAAUGUAUACGGCCCGACUGAGACGACAUGUGGCUCGACCAAGACGGAGCUAUCGUAUCGUAUCCCUGGUUUCUAUCAAGGUACAAUCCCCGUCGGAGUGGCAUCUGCAAACGAGUGGUUCUACAUUCUGGACGCAAGCCAGAACCUCCAGCCCGUGGGCCAGACCGGUGAAAUCGCCAUCGGUGGUGUGGGGGUUGCAAUGGGAUAUUUAAACAUGCCUGACCGUACUCAAGCAUCCUUUUUGCCGGAUCCAUUCGCGACUGAGGAAGACUCGAGGUGCGGGUGGGCGACCAUGUACCGGACAGGCGAUGUCGGGUUCUUGCAGCACGAUGGCUCGCUUGUACUGAAAGGCCGCAUCGGGGACGACACCGAGAUUAAGCUCAAUGGCGUGCGGAUAGACCUGAAGGACGUGGAGAACACCGUACUACAAGCGUCCGGUGGUGCUCUUGCCGACGCCGUAGCCUCCCUCCGCAGCACUUCUGAAGGGGCGGUUAAGUUCAUGGUGGUCCAUGUCGUCUUUUCGACUGAGAACCUGGCCGAGGAUAGGAGCAAGUCCCUCCAAAGACUUCUUGCCGAGUUACCACUGCCGCGAAACAUGUGUCCAUCGGCCCUCAUCCCGAUCGAUGCCCUUCCCAGGACCGUGGCUGGCAAAGUCGAUCGGCGUGGGAUCUCCUCAUUGCCCAUCCCGCGGGGGCUUUUCCACAAGGCCGAACACGAGACAGAGGAUAUUGCAGGGUCAGCAGCGCUUUCCAAGACCGAAAGGACACUUCGACGCUUUUGGGAAACCGUGAUCCCCGAUGAGCUGGUAGGAUUGCACCGGAUCGAAGCCAGCUCGGACUUCUUCACUAUCGGAGGCAACUCUCUUCUUUUGAUCGAGCUGCAAGGCCGAAUCCGCGCGGAUCUCGGCGUCUUUGUCGCCCUGCCACAGCUCUUCCAAGCUACCACCUUGAGGUCGAUGGCCCGACUUCUUCCCGGAAUAAAAGACACCGACCCGGAAAGCGACACUCGAGUUGAUUGGGCUAGUGAAACCGCACUGCUGUCCGGGCUGGCAGCGCCACAACUCAUCGCCAAUCCGGCCGCAGCCCCGCCUCGCACAGUUGUGCUGACGGGAGCCACGGGGUUUCUCGGCCGGUAUCUUGCCAGAUCUCUGGUCAACGAGGAGCACGUCGAGAAGGUCAUCUGCAUAGCCGUCAGAAACUCAACAGAUCAAGCUCGCCAAGAUCUCCUCUCCCAGCUCGGGCCCAAGGCGGAACUCUUCGAGGGCGAUCUAAGCUUGCCCCGCCUCGGCCUCACUGAAGACGCAGCUCUUCGGAUCUUCCAGGCCGCAGAUGCAGUCAUUCACAACGGGGCCGACGUGUCGCAUCUCAAGACAUACACUUCACUUCGCGCCGCCAAUCUCGGAGCAACGCAAGAACUCGUUCGGUUGUGCAGUCCCCGGCACACCCCGCUGCACUAUAUCUCCACCACGGGUGUUGCCAUGUACACGCCUUUCGAGGCGCUCGCAGAAAUCUCAGUUCGUGAGCAUACGCCCCCCGUGGACGGCCGACAUGGCUACGUUGCCUCCAAGUGGGCCAGCGAGGUAUACCUCGAGAACGCACACGCAGAAUGCGGCUUGCCGGUCUACAUCCACCGGCCGUCGAGCAUACUGCGUCCUGAAGCCGACAGAACGGGCGAGAACCCGGCGGCCGACGUCCUGCAGAACAUGCUCGACUACUCGCGGCGCGUCCGCGCCGUGCCGGCAGCACCUGGUCUGAGUGGCUUUGUCGACCUGGUACAGCCUGAGACGGUCACUGACAGGGUGGCGACCGCUGUCAUGUCUGGAGCUAGGAAGGGCGGUGUCGAUUACGUCCACGAAUCGGGCGACUUGGAGGUGGAUGUGAGGCUCAUCAGAGAGUACCUGAAGAGUGAAACAGGAGAAGAUAUAGAGGCACUGGCCCUGGACGAUUGGAUUGAUCGCGCCGAGGAGAUUGGCCUGUCACCUGCCAUGGCUGCCGUGUUCCGGAGUUCGUUGGGGUCUGGGGAGCCGAUGAAUCUGCCCAGGCUGCUGAGGCGUUAA
This is a messenger RNA of Colletotrichum graminicola M1.001, 11892 nucleotides long. Its product is annotated as beta-ketoacyl synthase domain-containing protein. The record is from RefSeq and is a predicted model, not a curated record. Bases 1 to 11892 code for a protein of 3963 amino acids. NCBI's taxonomy places the organism in Eukaryota, Fungi, Ascomycota, Sordariomycetes, Glomerellales, Glomerellaceae. Gene Ontology annotation, biological process: fatty acid biosynthetic process; secondary metabolite biosynthetic process. The transcript is spliced from 5 exons. Gene Ontology annotation, molecular function: 3-oxoacyl-[acyl-carrier-protein] synthase activity; fatty acid synthase activity; phosphopantetheine binding.